Messenger RNA from Xiphophorus maculatus (southern platyfish), 1837 nucleotides. It is a transcript of the gene acot8, whose product is annotated as acyl-CoA thioesterase 8. Gene Ontology annotation, cellular component: peroxisomal matrix. Lineage: Eukaryota; Metazoa; Chordata; Actinopteri; Cyprinodontiformes; Poeciliidae. Gene Ontology annotation, biological process: acyl-CoA metabolic process; fatty acid catabolic process. Gene Ontology annotation, molecular function: fatty acyl-CoA hydrolase activity. Bases 54 to 1088 code for a protein of 344 amino acids. The transcript is spliced from 6 exons. The record is from RefSeq and is a predicted model, not a curated record.
AGAGCAAUAUAUCUGAUCGGCACCGAGCAAAUAAGAGGAAGUGCUGAAGAAAAAUGGCAGAAGGGAAAGUGAGCAAGAGUGAUUCCUUUAAUCGGUUAAUUGAUAUAAUAGAGUCACAGAAUUCAGCUGAGGAUGACGGCUCGGAAAGUUCUGGAGCUCGUUACCCGCAGGACCUCCGAAGCGUCCUGGUUACCAGUGUCUUAAACCUGGAGCAGCUGGACAUUGACCUCUACAGUCCCAUCUCUUUCUCCGCCAGGGGAACACACCACUGGGUGCCGCGCACGCAGCGCUUAUUUGGCGGUCAGAUCAUCGGCCAGGCUCUGGUGGCUGCUGCCAAAUCGGUCAGUGAUGAUCUCUAUGCCCACUCGCUCCAUUGCUACUUUGUGCGAGCAGGAGACCCUAAGGUACCGGUUCUGUACCAGGUGGACCGCACUAGAGAUGGGCGCAGUUUCACUGUGCGCUCUGUGAAGGCCAUCCAGCAUGGACAACCCAUCCUGAUCUGCCAGGCGUCCUUCCAGCUGCUGCAGCCGAGCCCGCUGCAGCACCAGUUCCCCAUGCCGGUGGUCCCUCAGCCUGAAGACCUGCCCACCGUUGAGGAGAUCAUCCAGCGUUACCUCAGUAAACCAGACCUGACAGAGAGUGCAAAACAAGGCCUGAACAAACUCCUGGCUACCGAGGUUCCCAUCGAGGUGAAGCCCGUCAGCCCAGCACAGUUUUACCGCCAUGUUUCAGGAGAACCGCGGAGGCUGUUCUGGGCCAGAGCUCGAGGACAUAUCGGUGAAGGAAACAUGAAGUUGCACUGCUGUGUGGCCGCCUACGUGUCAGACUUUGCCCUCCUGGGGACGGUACUGCUGCCGUAUCCUAAAUACAAAGCCCGCUUCACCGCCUCCCUGGACCACGCCAUGUGGUUCCACAGCACCUUCCGUAGCGACGAGUGGAUGCUGUACGAAUGUGACAGCCCCUGGGCAGGAAGCAGCAGAGGACUGGCUCAGGGCCGGCUGUGGAGAAGAGAUGGGGUCCUGGCAGCCUCGUGUUCUCAGGAAGGGGUUCUGAGAGUCAAACCUGUCCCAGAGAACAGCAAGCUAUAGCAGUUUUUUUUUUUUUUUUUACAUAUUUGCUAUAAUUAUGAGUGAUAUCUGCCGUUUUAAGUGUUUUAUGGAAGGAUUGCUUUUAAAAUGUUUAAAUGUCAUAUAUUAAAAUUAUUUAUGCACAGGGCGGAGGGUACAAUCUUUCUAACUUCUAGGGUUGUACAUGUCAGGACUUGAGUAACAUUUUUUUCAGUUUUAUGAAUGAGUGUGAUAUGUUUGUACACUGGAGGCUAAAAUAUAAGCCAUGUUAGAACCUAUUAAACACGUGAUAUCUGAAAGACCCUGCAGACACAACCAGAUGUACCGUUUAUUAUGACUGUGUAGAAUUUAUAACACUAUCAGCUUGAAAUAUUUCAAUUUUAUAAAUUAUUAUUUUAAAAAAUUAAUGGAUGAAAGAGCUAUUUUUUAUUAACACAUUCCCAAAAACAGAAAAGGCUAGAGUGGAUUUAAGCUUUUCUAUAUUUCUUGGAAACAUUCAUGCAAUGAUGUUAUAUAAUGUAAGAGUCAAUAUACAAUAUUAACUCCUUUUGUUGACUUUAUUGCAACAUUUCUGACCUGUGGUGCCUUGAUAACAUGAAACACAAAGCAUGGUAACUUGUUUAUAAUAUAUAAUUUUCCUUACAGGUGUAUCCCAGAAGUGAGUGUUGUUUCAACUAUUGCACUAAUGUCAAUAUGUGCUUUGUCUUUAGUUUGAAUGUGAAAAAAUUAAGAGAAUUUUGCACUGUAACAAUAAAUAUUGUAACUUGUGA